AUCUGACACAGUUCAUGGUAGCGUGAUCAUUCGACGGAAAAUAAUUCUCUUUGUACCAGUAGUUACAACACUUUGGAUCAUCUUAAUUUUUGUUUUUUCUUUUUAACAUUUUCUCCUAUUUAAUUUUAUUAAACUGGUGAUAUAAUCGUUAUAUAUGAACAACUCACGUUAAACGAAAUUAUUAAGUUGAUAGGCAGCAAAAACGAACGUAGAUAAUUGGUUCUAUAUAGCUUACAUAUAUAUAUAUAUAUACUUUUGUACAACGUAAUGUGAAACCGAUUUCGCUAAGAGUUUGAUUUUUGUUGUCGUCAUCUUCGCCAACGAUUGUUAAGUACGUGUACUCGAGAAAUAAGAGGUGAGAAGAAGGAGAAAAAAAGAAAUGAAGACAAUUUUGUUAAUACUCUCGUCUCUUUUCUUUGUCUUUGUAAAUAAUUGCAUUAUACCAUCGCCAUUAACGUUGCAAUUAAUGAUUGAGUAUGCUAAAUGGAGAUCAUGGGAUCAAAUUGUACUUUUCGAUAAUCUCAGUUCAAAGAAUUGUGUCCUGAAAUAUGCUCGACCUUUAAUGACUUGCCUUGCUGAAAGAGGAAUUAGCGUGUCUAUUCAGUCGGCAACAAAUCCAAAUAUACCAGUCGCACUUACGAUACGACGACAUAGAAUUGGUUCUAUUGUACUUUUAGAUGGACUCAAUUUGACUUCCUCGGAUAAUGUACUCCAUGUGGCUUCGCAAAAAUUAUUGUUCAACUAUUACGUAUCUUGGUUUAUGAUCACGGCUAGAAAUACGGAUACCACCAUCGAUGCCGUUCUAAAGGAUCUCAAUAUUGGUAUUGACAGCGAUGUGGUGGUUGCAACCUCUUCAAAUUCGCAGGACGUUAUGCGGGAAUUGACGUUAAAGUAUCGGAACAGAACGUGUUCGAACUUCCGACAAUACGGCCAACUUGUCGAUUUUCAAAAUCUAUCGGAACGACGAAAUUCCGAUAGAACUAUGAAUCUGGAUUACAUUACUCGGGAAAAUCGGACCAUGUGUUUCCAUUUUUUACACGUUUAUAAGAUUCGUAACUCCGACAAUUCCAGUCUCGUCGUGUAUUCCCUUGGGUCUUGGUGUCCAGGAUUAUUCUUACUAAAGAAUCCAAUGAGUGUGAAACUGAGAAAAGAUUUCAAAGGUUGGCCAAUCAUAUUUGGCGUUUUAAAUGGUACAAACGAUGGCCAGACAGACAUUACCGACGAGGUCGAGGUCAAUGAUAUCGUACCUCUUUUAGAUUUUGCUAAUUCUGUAACCCACGAUCUAAAUGCCAGUUCGAGUAUGGAAUUGAUUCCGCACGAUAAACUUGGAACUCUGACGAACAAGGUUUGGAGCAAUCUUCUCGGUGACGUAGUUGCUGGUACUGUAGAUGUUGGAUUAGGAUACAUAACUAUCAAUGAAGAAAGAUUAGGAGAUAUGGCGUUCAGCCAUCCUCUUAUUCGAUACAUGAGAAAUGUUUAUUAUCAUCCGUUGGAAACCGGUACCAUGAGAGAUAUAUUUCUACAGCCAUUCAAUGAUCGAUUACUUGGCUGCGUAGCUGCCACAUACUUCUUAAUCUUACUCUCAAUGGGAACGAUUAUUUACGUGGCUAAAAGAACUUUACAUCCUGAAGAAGAGAAGAACGUUGGACUCGGUGAAGCAGCACUUUGGUGCAUGAGUAUCAUGUGCAUGCAAGGAUCACCUUGGAUACCAAAAAGUCCAUCGGGAAAGACUCUCUUACUUUUUAGCCUAGUAUUUGCAUUGGUCACUUACAAUGCUUACGCUGGUUUUAUAACUUCCAUUCUAUCUGUACAAGCCAGUGGAAUAAAAUCGAUUACAGAUCUCUUGUUUAAUAAUUUUAAAUUAGGAUACAGUAUCACGGAUGAUGAAUACAUUCGGAACGUUAACGACAGUCACCUUCGUCAACUAUAUAUAAAAGCUUUCAACAAUCGUGAAUCUCGUUUGGGAGCGACGACUGGUCUCAUGAAAGCCGCUCAAGGACGUUAUGGAUUUUUCGUUAGCGCAACUCUGGCACGCCGUGUUUUACGUACAACGUUCAUUCAAGAAAGAUGUUCGUUAAAGGAACUCCCUUUACCUCAGACGUUUACUCUCGUCGCUUUACCUAUGGCCAAUACUUGUCCAUAUAAAAAGAUUAUCAAUUUGAGUAUACUGCGUAUACAAGAACACGGUGUUCUUCGAAGAAUAGCUGAGAAAAUGUUACCAGAAAUGCCAAGGUGCAAAGCACCAACGACAUUUAACAGUGCAAGAUUCGCCGAUGUUUACUCGGCCUUUUUAAUACUGAUAGUUGGCCUCAUUACCGCCGUUUCUAUUGGAAUAUUUGAGAGAAUUUGGAACAAAAGGAAGCAAAUGCAAGAUAGCAUAGUACGGGGAUUUCGAGAACAUCACUUUAUUCCUCAUAUGCCUCAUAUACACUUUCAUUAUCAUCACCGACAUCAUCAACAACUUGAUCAUCAUCCUCUUCCUCAUAAUACUAAUCAUCAUUCUAAUCGUCAUCCUAGCCAUCAUGGAUAUCAUAACGAUCACUCGUUUCAACCCUAUUUUAUUAAUGAUCAUUCAAAUAAACCUGCGACUUCUUACUUUAUAAAUUAUCCUAAUUUUGCCUCAAAAAAUAGCGAAAUGAUUUCGAUGAAUAGAAAGAAACCUAAUGAAUCAUUGAACGUAUCAUCGAUCAUGAAAAAUCGUUCGUCUGUUAAACAUUCAUCGUCCAUACGAAAGCGAUCAGCCAAUAACAUAUCAAAAAGGGCUUUCUGGGCCUCGUUCGUCGGUACAUCUCAAAAACAAUCUAAUGUAACGAUCGACAAACGAGAUAUAUUAGUCGAGAAAACGAUUAAGACGGAGAACACGGAGGAAAAUAAAAAAAACAAUUCGGAUGUUUUACCUUUUCGUCUCUAAACAUUUUUUAUUUAUGUCACGUUUAUCGACGUGCACUAUCUGCGUUUUUACACACAAAAACGUCAUUUAAAAAAUAUUUUGAUCAUUUAUAUUCAAUCGAAAUAUGUCGAAAAUUAAUGAAUAAAAAUAACUAGAGAUAUGUAUCAUAGUCCAACAAAUAUCCUUUGCUCUUAUUAUUUUUAAACAACGUUAUCUUAUUAUGU
Messenger RNA from Vespa mandarinia (Asian giant hornet), 3114 nucleotides. RefSeq lists its product as uncharacterized. Gene Ontology annotation, molecular function: ligand-gated monoatomic ion channel activity. The record is from RefSeq and is a predicted model, not a curated record. Lineage: Eukaryota; Metazoa; Arthropoda; Insecta; Hymenoptera; Vespidae. Gene Ontology annotation, cellular component: membrane.